UUACGAAAUCAAAUACGGGGAGUGUGUCUGUGCACGUUUUUGCUAUUCAUGCUAUGAAUUUGUACCAGACAUUUACGAAAUCUAUACGGGGAGUGUGUCUGUGCCAGUUGUUGAUAUACAUGCUCUGAAAGACAAAGUUGACCGACAUAGUUUUACAAUAUGACACCAAUGUCUACGGGAUUCACCGACGAGCGACUGGGCGAAGCACAGAGUCCUGUAGGAAUGGAUUAUAUCCCCACAGAAGACGAGAGGAGAGUCUUCAGAGAAUGCAACCAGGAGAGUUUCUGGUACAGAUCCGUGCCCUUCUCAGUGGUCAGCAUGCUUGUCACUCAAGGCCUCAUCCAUAAAGGAGCUCUGACGUUGUCAUCCAGGUUUGGAUCUCUCCCUAAAGUGGCCUUUGCGGGGCUGUGUGGCUACCUGGCAGGGAAGAUGUCGUACAUGAAACAUUGUCAGGAGAAGUUCAAGAGGCUGGAGCACUCCCCUCUGGGAGAAGCACUGAGACAGAGGACCAGACCCAACGCACAGUCGUCUCAGGGCCCCCAGUCAGAGAUGAGUGACCCCGACCAGGUGACCUUUGACCCCAUGUUCCAGGCCUCUGACCCCCAGAGCCAGGUCCCGCCCAACGCCAGAGACUAUGGAUACAGUGACGCCCCCACCGCGGAACAGACCAGCCGCACCGCUGCAGACGUCGACUACAACAUGCCAGCCCAGUCGUUCCUGGAUGACGAGGAGCCCAGGAGGAAGCCCAUCAUGUACGAGGACCUAAGGAACAAGAACCGAGAAACCUAUGAGGUCACGCUUACCCAGAAGGCUGAGACGCUGCUCAAACCAGAGUCUGACCGGCCAGGGAGGACCGCCCCCAAGAAGGACGCAGGGAAGAAGAACGUCUACGGAGACAGCUUGGAGUGAGUCUCUCCAUCUGUUAUCACUGACAGUGCUGAUUGGACUACAAUACCCACAAACCCCUUCUGGUUGCUUUGCUAUUAUUGACGUCUCAAUUUAUGGGAUUAUGCAUUUCCUUGAUUCCUUGCGUCCUCUCUCCUCAUAACCCAUUGGAUGAGGAGGUCAGGGGGUAGGCAGGUAGCCUAGGGGUAAAGAGCGUUGGGCCAGUAACCAAAAGGUUGCUGGUUCAAAUCCCCGAACCAACUCGGUGAAAAAUCAGUCGACGUGCCCUUGAUCAAGGCAAUUAACCACAAUUGCUCCUGUAAAUUGCUCUCGAUAAGCGUCAGCUAAAUUACUUUAAAUUAGGCCCCCCCCCUGCGAGGAAUCAAGGAAAUGAUAUUCUCCCAUUUGUCUGUCUGAUUCUGUCUUUUGAAAACAUGUCAAUAAACCCAAUUGGUUUUGAAAUUGCA
Molecule: messenger RNA, 1352 nt
Organism: Oncorhynchus nerka (sockeye salmon)
Lineage: Eukaryota; Metazoa; Chordata; Actinopteri; Salmoniformes; Salmonidae
Product: OCIA domain-containing protein 1-like
Exons: 9
Coding region: 160-909 (249 amino acids)
Cellular component (GO): endosome
Source: RefSeq, a predicted model, not a curated record